This is a messenger RNA of Ilex paraguariensis (yerba mate), 2451 nucleotides long. Lineage: Eukaryota; Viridiplantae; Streptophyta; Magnoliopsida; Aquifoliales; Aquifoliaceae. The record is from the annotation of a GenBank genome assembly.
CUCUCUCUCUCUCCGCAUACCAUUCCUCUGCACAAAAGUCUCGCAAGUCCACACGGUGAUUCUGUUUCCUCGCAAGUCACUGAAAACUCUGAGGAAGCUCCAUGUCUUCUUGGUCUCGAAGCUAUCAUCGCCAGUCUCUUACCUAAAAAGAUUCGACCAUCGCAUUUGCAAGUAAUUCUGCUGUAAUAUUCAUUCUCAUAUAUAUUUUGUAUCAAGCUCAAUCUCACACUCAUAGUUUAAUCUUCAUUGAGAAAAGGGGAAUAAUGCAAGUUUUUUCAAAAAUCUUAAGGACGCUUUGGAACCUAUGGGAGCUCCGUGCACUGGUUCUACUCAGCCUCUCCUUACAGAUUAUACUUAUCAUCUUCAGCAACCGGAGGAAGUACAGCAAGGGGAAUUUGAUCAGAGCCAUUAUUUGGCUCGCAUACUUAUCGGCUGAUUGGGUUGCAACAGUUUCGCUUGGUGUCCUCUCCAAUGGUCAGGGAGAUAAUUCCCAGGAUGAUCAAAGCUACGUGAUAAUGGCAUUCUGGGCACCUUUUCUUCUCUUGCACCUUGGUGGCCCAGACACCAUUACUGCUUAUGCCUUGGAAGAUAAUGAAUUGUGGCUCCGACACUUGCUUGGCCUUAUUGUCCAGGUAGGGGUGGCAUUUUAUGUCUUUGUUCGAUCAUUAAAGCCUUCUCAACUCAAUUUUGCUGCCAUUCCGAUAUUCGUAGCUGGGUGUAUCAAGUAUGGGGAGAGAACUUGGGUUCUCUGGUCUGCUAGCAGCCAGAAUUUCAGAGAGUCACUGCUCCCACGUCCAGAUCCAGGCCCUAACUAUGCAAAAUUCAUGGAAGAAUAUAUAUUGAAAAAAAGCGAAGGGUUUGUAUUAUCAUGGGAUGCAACCCAAGUUUCUCAUGAUGAGGCUAAUAACUCUGCAGCUACAAGAGAAAGGCUUUCAGAUGUGGUCAUUUUGAAUGCUGCAUAUGACUUCUUCCUCAUAUUCAGGCGGUUGUUUGCAGAUCUCAUCCUCAGCUUCCAAGAUCUUGAGAAAAGCCUACUAUUUUUCCGGGACAUUUACUGGGAAGAUGCUUUCAAAGUGAUAGAGGUGGAGCUCGGAUUCAUGUAUGAUGUCCUCUACACAAAGGCCCCAACUAUUUAUUCCUUAUGGGGUGUUGCUCGUCGUUUCACCUGCAUACUUUCGACUACCACAGCUUUACUAGCCUUCUGCAUCAUUGAUUGGCAUAAAUACUUGCUGGUUGAUGCGAUCGUAACCUUUUUCUUGCUGGUUGGAGCCAUUGGCUUAGAGAUCUAUGCAAUUCUUCUCUUGCUUUCCUCAGAUUGGACAUCUCGCUGGUUGAGUAAUCAUUGGUCGGGCAAGCCUAACAAUUGGCUUAGAUUUAUAACCAGCAAAAAGAAGUGGUCUAAUUCCAUGGCGCAGUACAAUCUGUCAUGUUCUUGCUUGAAAUCUGAACCAACCAUUUGUUGUAAAAUCCUGAAGCUUGCUUGCAUACACAGAACUAUAGAGACUUACCUGUCUGGGAAUUCAGAAGAUGUUCCUCAGUAUUUAAAAGAAUCCAUUUUCAAACAGCUUGCAGGGAGGUCUAGGAGAGCCCCACAAUUCGGAGUUCGCAAGGAAUUGUGUGCUUUAAGAGCGGACCAGGUACUUCAACAGGAGAAUUGUAAACAUGAACUUGGUUGGAGCUUUGACUUUGAAUUUGACCAUAGCAUUCUUCUCUGGCACCUUGCCACGGAUCUGUGCUAUUUCUGUGAUAUUGAGAGUGAUGGAAAAGAUCCACGGAUUAGUAGCAAAUUGUUAUCAGAUUACAUGAUGUACAUUCUAGUGAAGCGUCCUUAUAUGCUGCCCAAUGGAAUUGGGCAGAUCAGGUUUCAGGACACCUGUGCUGAGGCCAUGGAGUUUUUUCAAGAAAACAAAAUCACCAUUUUUAAUGAAGAUGCUUGUCAGAAAUUGCUUAAAGUGGAAAUCAUAAUUCCACCAUCUGAGAUCAAAGGAGAUCGAAGUAAGUCCGUGUUAUUUGAUGCGUGUAAGCUUGCAAAAUGUCUGAGAUCAAUGGAAAGAGAAAAACAGUGGGGAAAACAACAAAAAUGGGAGAUUAUUAACCAAGUAUGGGUGGAGAUACUUUCAUAUGCAGCUAAUCAGUGUAGAUGGAAUCACCAUGCUCAGCAGCUUAGACGUGGAGGAGAGUUGUUGACUCAUGUAUGGCUUUUGAUGGCACACCUUGGUAUAUCUGAACAUUAUCAAAUAUCACAAGGUCAUGCCAGAACCAAACUGGUAGUGUUAUAAGAAACAAUAUCUGGAGAGGAGUUGUGAGAUUUGUAACGUUGGAUGUUGUGUUUAAUUUUAGAGUUAAUUGCAAUUAAGAUCCUCAAACUCCGUGUUUAGUGUCUCAAUUAUUGAUUUAAAUCCAUAGCUCCCUUAACUACAAGCACACUUGCGAUACUUUGCACAAAGCGUG